This is a messenger RNA of Ascochyta rabiei, 471 nucleotides long. RefSeq lists its product as uncharacterized. The record is from RefSeq and is a predicted model, not a curated record. NCBI's taxonomy places the organism in Eukaryota, Fungi, Ascomycota, Dothideomycetes, Pleosporales, Didymellaceae. The transcript is spliced from 3 exons. The coding region runs from base 1 to 471 and encodes 156 amino acids.
AUGCGCUUCGUACUCGCUGCUAUCAUUGCUCUGCCCUCCGUGCUAGCAUGGGACUCUAAGGUUUGCAACGGUGUAGGCGGUUGCAACACGGGCACUUCGUUUUCCGAAGACCCGUUCAGGUGCCCUGACGGAUCGCGCCUGAACGUACAGCAAACAGCCAGCAACAUGAACGCGGUCGGUUCCGGUGAUUACACUGUAGUCUCUAAAGCUGAGUUUCCGACUACGUGUCUGGACGGAGCCAAGCCAGGCUCCAGCGAUACUCUGGUACUUCAUACCACCGAGUUUGGCCAGAAGGCGUACGUCUUCAUCCACGAGUCUUGUACUGUGACCAACCCAAUUGUUGGUGAUUGUUACAACCACAACCCGAACCCUUUCAGCACUACACUCUGCCAACUUGUUGACACCAAGGGCAAAGACUGUGCCAAGAACACUAAAGCUGAUGAAUGCGAAAAGUGGGGUACCAGCUGCUAG